Effrenium voratum is the source of this 3003-nucleotide messenger RNA. Lineage: Eukaryota; Dinophyceae; Suessiales; Symbiodiniaceae. The record is from the annotation of a GenBank genome assembly.
AGGCCUUGGCCUUCGCCAGUUCAAGGGGCGAAGGGCUGGCUCGCGAUGGCGGGUGAAGACCUUGCACGUGAUUUGGCAGCUUUGGAAGCUCGCUUUCAGAAGCUGGAGCAUUCCUUGCAGCUGCUCAGCGUCCAGCUGGACACACGCGUGGCUGCCCUCGAGAAGCAUUGGCACAAUGACGGUGCUGCUGCUGCAGCCUGUGAUUUGCAUGUGCCUGCGCGAUGUCAGGACGGUGCUGAGCCGCCUCCGGAGCCUCCUCGCCCACUAAUGCCCUGUUUCGAGCCCCCUCGUCAGCUGGCGGUCAAGGAGGCAGACAACGAUGCUGAGGAGAAGCAGGAGGAGGAUGAAGUGUUUGAUGGGUCGGACAAUGCCAAUGUGCGCUUGGCAGUGCCAGUCGCAUCGACGAAAAAGUCCAAAGUCAGCUUUUUCGGCGCUCAGCCGAAGACAAGCUUGAUUGAACCGAAGGAAGCCCUUGCAAAUUACAACGCCCGCGCGUCUGUGAUGCAGCGGAGAGAGCGCGGAGUGGACGAACAGUUCCUGGACACAGCCACUCAGGAGUACUAUGCAUUUGGCGAGUCAACCUGGGACCUGGCCAUGUUCAUUGGGACUGGGGCACUGGGACCCGCGGGUUCUUUUCAAACGCUUAUCCUGCUUUUGACCAACGUCUUCAUUCAGGGAAUCUUCGUUGGCAUUGCUUGGUACAACUUCCUGGUGCCCGACUUGGACGCGGACACCGUGAAUGACGCGUGGCGUUGGCGCAGGUCCUCUGCGCACACGUUGAGCGAGUAUGAUGAUGUUGCGCAGAUGUCAUUGGCCCAGCGAGUUUGCAGAGGCGACAAGUCGCUCCACAUCUCCGGUGUUCAGAUGGGGCUCAACGAAGACAUUGAGAAAUACCUGAAGCCAGACGCGACAGGCUUUGAAGCGUAUUUCACUGGCCAAGUGCUGUGUCUGGUUGCUCUUGUUUGCUGGUACCUUAUGGUUGCCAAAGAAGUCAGCCAUGCUCUGGCUUUGCACCGCGGCUUCCUUGCAGUCCCCCGAGGGGAAAAUAAGCUGGAGCCAAGAGAGAACCCUUUUACGCAGAUUACCCACUUUCGGCUAGUUUCUGUCACCAGUCGGCGCGUUCUGGGAAGCUACAUCCUUUUGAUCUACAGAUUGUUCGCUGCAGCAUUGCUGAUCUACGUUGGGACCUUCUUCCUUGUGUAUACAGUAAACGUCACUGAGCUCAUUCUUAAUGCAGUUGCGCUGGAAAUUAUUUUGGAGAUUGAUGAGUUGAUAUUUGACGCGCUUGCUACCACUCCUGGCCGGCAUUUGGUGCAUCACCUUGAGCCAUUGCCCAUGCCAUCUCUGCCACGAUUCCGUGGAGCCGAUGCCAAGUCCCUGAGCAUGAGCGUUUUGAUACCCGCAGUCACCAUGAUCAUCUAUUUUGUGAUGGUGGUACCAAUGGUUCAAGACCUCCAGGCUGUGAACCAGGCAUUGUGUGGAGGUAAUUUGGCCUUCGUAUGGGCCGAGGACAAGCGCAGAGUGACAUUACUCGCAUCAACUUCUGGAGAUGGCUGGAACGAUACUGAGGCUGAGUCCAUUCGGAUGCGAGCAAUUCUUGAGGGGACUAGCGGCAUCAGUGCAGGCACGAACGGCUCGCAGCAGGCAGCAUUUGGCGUUUGGCAAAGCAGCAUCUCUGCCUUGGCUGCUUCGUCCGACUUGUCCUUGUCAUUGUCAACCUUGGUGGAUAUGCACAACGCAGGGUGUGAAGACUUGGCAACUAGCACUCCAAUGCUGAACUACCUCCGCGACGGUUUGGGCAAUGAAAGCAUUGCGAGCUGCGCAGAUGCUGCUCAGCACUGCAACUCUGUGUCAAAGAUGCCCGAGUGGGGAGUCGAUAAUGGAAGGGGCUUUCUGACCCGAAUGCUCUGCUCUGAAACCUGUGGCUGCUCUGAUCCAGCUGGCAACUUUAUCCUGGUUCAGGGGUGUCCUUUUGGCGCAGGCAGGCCAUGCAGCUCCUCAAACAAGUUGACCACUGCCCUGCGGUCGGCGACUUGUGCGGAGAAAUCAGCGGCUGAAUUGCGGCAGAAUGAGCCCUGGACCAGCUGGGUCGAGACGAUCCGGGCUUUCGGCCAGACAUCUGGAAGCCUGUCAGGUCAAUCAGAAGCUCUAAGAUUAGCCGAGGCUAUGUGGGAUCAUGGGUGUGCAUUCGGGCAGAAUUUGACGGCCCAGAACAUCACGUGGGGGAACUGCUUUGAGUGGAACCCAUCUUUCAGCUGGGACUUUAAGACCCUGGAGUAUUUCUGCCCAACCACUUGUGGCUGUGAUCAUGCGCGGACUGGCUCCUUGUGCCCAACGCCAUUUGGAAUGGACUGCGAAGCGAUCAAACAAUGUGUAUUUGUGGGUGGCACGUACCACUGCGGCCACAAUGUUGAAUCGAGUGAAGCUAACCAAGUGGACGUGAUCGACGGCUAUUUACUUCUCGACGUGAGGAACCCAGAGCUUGCGAUGAACCACAAGGAAGAGACAGAACUCGCCCUGCGCCAGACUGUAGCCAACAUGACUGGCCAGAUCCCAGCAGAGGGCGUGCAGAUCUUUCUAGAAGACUCCCCUAGUCCUUUCAAAGCAAGCUUCUCUGUUUUCAUGGUCUUUGGCGCGGACACUGCAGCCAUCACAACAAUUAUGCUUUCAAAAUCCCUGGCAGAAAUUAGCGCCUUCCUCGCCGGCGCUCUCCAAGCGCUGCAUUUGCCAAGCGAAGGAAACGUAACGGUUCUGGCCAAUGAGAUUGGCUUUGGAGAUAGACCGCCCCGCCUGGAUGACUACGGGUAUGGAUAGUGUAGGAUGCCGUGGCCCGGCAGGCUGUGGAGAGACUUUGUCUUUUGCAACUUUGCUCCAAAGGAGAAGUUUAACAAGUUGAUUCGAUGUCUUUUGAGGCCCCUGGCCGAGCCAGCGGACCUCUUGUCAUUUGUACAAGUGACCUCUCUGGUUGCGUUUUUUUUUUGGCGAACAGCUGCGACGAAGAUC